AUGGCUGUUGCAGAGAGGCAGCACUUAGCCCACGAGAAGGAAGGCAGCAACAACCAACAUCAGAACUCAGUUGUCCCAGAAGCUGGCAGCAGUCAUCAGCUCUCAGCCUGGAGAACAGAGAAGAUGGUGGUCCUCCGUGUAGCUCUGGGGCUCUUGAUGGUGGUGAUCUGCCCUGCUGUCAUCUCCCAACAAGAUGGCACACCGGGAAGUAACACCAAACUUCAAGUAGACCAAAUCAAUGGGACGCGAGUGGACAGUCUAACACUGGCCUCCAUUAAUACUGACUUCGCAUUCAGCCUCUACAAGGAGCUGGCUUUGAAGAAUCCAAAUAAAAACAUCGUCUUCUCCCCACUCAGCAUCUCAGCUGCCUUGGCCGUCCUGUCCCUGGGAGCAAACAACAACACCCUGCAAGAGAUUCUAGAAGGUCUCAAGUUCAAUCUCACAGAGACCCCUGAGGCAGACAUCCACCGGGGAUUUGGGCAGCUCCUCCUCAUGCUCAGCCAGCCAGGGGACCAAGUGCAAAUCAGCACAGGCAAUGCCAUGUUUGUUGAAAAGCGCCUGCAGAUACUGGCAGAGUUCAAGGAGAAGACAAGGACACUGUACGAAGCCGAGACCUCUGCGACUGACUUCCAGCAGCCUCAUGAGGCCGAAAAGCUCAUCAAUGACUAUGUGAACAAACAGACCCAGGGGAAGAUCAAGGACCUGAUCUCAGGCCUGGAUAAGGACACAGUAAUGGUGCUGGUAAACUACAUCUACUUUAAAGGAAAAUGGAAGACUCCCUUUGACCCUGAUGAUACUUCCGAGUCCAAAUUCUACUUGAACAACAGGAAGUCUGUGAAGGUGCCCAUGAUGAGCAUUGAGGACCUGACCACACCCUACUUCCGGGAUGAGGAGCUGUCCUGCACUGUGGUGGAGCUGAAGUACACAGGCAAUGCCAGCGCCCUGUUCAUCCUCCCUGACAAGGGCAAAAUGCAGCAGGUGGAAGCCAACCUGCAGCCAGAGACCCUGAGGAAGUGGAGGGACUCUCUGAGUACCAGGAGGAUUGAUGAGUUCUACAUGCCCAAGUUCUCCAUCUCCACAGACUACAGCUUGGAGAAAAUCCUUCCACAGCUGGGCAUCAAGGAAGUCUUCUCCACACAGGCUGACCUGUCUGGGAUCACAGGGGCCAAGGACCUGAGCGUCUCUCAGGUGGUCCACAAGGCUGUGCUGGACGUGGCUGAGACAGGCACAGAAGCAGCGGCUGCCACAGGAGCAAAAAUCGUAUUUCUUUCUGCAAGAAUUAACCCGUUUAUUUUGAGUUUAGACAGGCCAUUCCUGAUGAUUAUCCUUGACACAAAUACUCAAGUUGCCCUCUUUUUGGCAAAGAUCAUGAAUCCCAAGUGAGACUAGAACUUCCCAAGUGGUAAGGCUUCCUCCUGGGAGCCAGGGAUUAAGUCUGUAUGUGGGUCUCUAUGUGCAUUUUUUUUGUCCUCCAUGCUCUGAUUGGCUGAGGCGUGACUGGACUGGACAGUGGCAGUGACGAACUGUAUGACUGUAUGCACAGGGUCCUGUGGACAGUCAGUGUCAGGUUCCCGUCCUCUUGGCUGCACUAGCUCAUGCUCCGGAGCCUGAACUCUGACUCCGUGGCCCCUCCCUGCUGCCUCUCCUCUAUGUGCCUCUGCCCAAAGCUCGGUCCCUGGCAGGUAGACUCAGUUCCUAUCUAGGCUCUAGUUAUGUCUGCCUUCAUGUUCCUCAGCCUUCAUGGGACUAUGCACACUUAGAGGUCAACCAUGUUGACCUCAGGCCCUGGACUGAGAACAGAACCUGCUGCCCUGAGUCUAUUUCCAGUAUCUGGGAACACUUGGUACCAAGUCCAACUUCACAUUUAUCUUCUUCCAGGCUCUGCCACCCACUGUCCCAUAAGGGGCUCCUGGCCCUGCCCACAUCUGGCACUGUGUUACAGCACCCAUUCCCGCAGCUGCAUGGGGUCAGUUGGGCAGCUCAGCUCCUUUCCCCCUAGUGCACCUACUUAGGGCAGAGGAGCCAUUUUCUAGGCUCCCCACUGACCAACCUCACCCUGCAGAUGGACACCACCUCCUUCUUUACCCAAAAUGCAGCACUUGGAGCAAAUGACCAAUAAACAUAUAUCUGCACUGAGAAUAGUCAGGCAGUGUUCACUUAGCUCCUGUAGGCAGGGGUUUGGCCUCCAGUGGCAACAGGGUAGGAGAGAUUGUCACUCACAUUGUGUGACUCAUGUAAUGAACCUCUGACCUGCAUGUUUACUGCACCUCAAAGGGCUUGUGGUAAAGGCCUAGGACAAGGCCAAAUGCCCCCUUUAACAAAUCAGAUUUGUACAAAGCUAAAAGUUAUAGGAACACCCUUUCACCCAGCAGCAGAUCCAUUCAUUCUCAACACACUGCACAUGUGUAUGUAUGUACAUAUGCGUUCAUAUAUGCUUAUAUGUCUAUGUACAGAGAGAGAA
Messenger RNA from Microtus ochrogaster (prairie vole), 2461 nucleotides. RefSeq names its product serine protease inhibitor A3N-like. Gene Ontology annotation, molecular function: serine-type endopeptidase inhibitor activity. NCBI's taxonomy places the organism in Eukaryota, Metazoa, Chordata, Mammalia, Rodentia, Cricetidae. The record is from RefSeq and is a predicted model, not a curated record.